AUGGCCCCAACCACCCCCCAGGUUGAGGACUGGAAGCAGAUCCGGAAACGCAACCUCCGCAUGAUGAGGAGGCAGGUCCGCAACAUUAUCCUACUGAUGGCACUCAUGGAAGCUAUGCGUGUUGGUCCCGUCGAGAUCGUGUACGCCGGUCGUCAUGGCUACCCAGCUCCAGCCCAGGAGGACUUUGGCAUUGCCUACACCGUCGGAUACGUCCUCAGCUGGCUCUACGUUUGUGCUUUCAUGAUUGUUUUCGUGCCCCUCUUCAGCUGGUGGAUCCCCAAUACCUCGUCCGACUCCAAGACCUCCUCCAUCGCCGAGAAACUUCUUGAAAUCCUCAAGAAGAUCAACAUGGUCCUCCUCCCCGUGUCCAUCGCCGUCAGCCUGCUCUGGCACAUCUGCUAUACCGUCCAGACCUUCAUCUACGUGGAAUCCCGACCCGUGGGAUCCCACGCCUGGCCCAAGCACACACGCAGGAACUGGCUUGUCCGCUUCUUCAUGUUGCUGGGCAUCGCCAUCUCAAUCUCUUGUGGCUAUGGUGCCCUUCAGAUCCUUGCGAACUUGGAUCUUGCGCACGUCAAGCCCUUGGAAUACGCCGUCAUCGUAAUCCCGGCACAAGUCAACUUUGGCGUCUUUUUGGGAUCGAUCAUGCAAUUCAAGAUGGAGAAGAGAAUCGCCAGGAAAGAGACCAUGAAGCUUCAGAAUGCCAAGGCUGACGGGGUUGCGGCUGAUGAAAAAGCUGCUCUCCUUGCGGUCUAG
This is a messenger RNA of Rhinocladiella mackenziei CBS 650.93, 756 nucleotides long. RefSeq lists its product as uncharacterized. Bases 1 to 756 code for a protein of 251 amino acids. The record is from RefSeq and is a predicted model, not a curated record. The transcript is spliced from 3 exons. NCBI's taxonomy places the organism in Eukaryota, Fungi, Ascomycota, Eurotiomycetes, Chaetothyriales, Herpotrichiellaceae.